CCGCGUGUCUCGACUUUUCGCGAUGAAGCUCGUUAGGUUUCUCAUGAAACUCUCCCAUGAGACGGUCACCAUGGAGCUGAAAAACGGCACCCAAGUUCACGGUAGCAUAGCUGGCGUGGAUGUGUCGAUGAACACCCAUCUGCGUUCCGUAACAGUUACGCUGAAGAACCGAGAAUCCAUGAAUCUGGACACACUAACCGUGCGUGGCAAUAAUAUUCGAUACUUCAUCUUACCCGAGAGUCUUCCGUUGGACACACUGCUGAUCGAUGAGGGUCCACCAAAGCGUAAACCCGGUCGUGAAGUCCCGCCAGUCAUUCGAGGCCGUGGGCGCGGUUUACGCGGUCGUGGACGAGGAGGGCCUCGCGGACGCUCACGCGGUCCUCCCAUACGGUAUUAGGCGAGCACAAGUCGGCGGAAGGCGCAUUUUACAACUGGCUGCUUUUUUUUAAAUGGUUCCCCCCGAACAGGUGCUAAUAAAACACGUUUUGUAUAUAUACGAAUGUGUUGUCUCGUCUUUUGCUGUAAUUAAGAAAGGCGCUACUAAAAUGGUUCCAUGCAAAGUUCUCAGUCUCACGUGCAUAUAGCAUGAGCAUAUAGCUGUACACACGCAAAAAACGCGAGCGCAGACUUGUAGUUCGGGAUAGGUAGGUAGGGAGGACUGUAGUUUUUAGGCGGAUCUAUAAGAGGAGGUCAUAUGUACAUGUGAAAAGAAAACUAAGGUAGAAGCAUGCACGUACACGAGUACUAUAUCGUAGGUGAAUAAGUCAGUGCGUGGUCAGGUGGAUGGACGGAAACGUGAGCGGGUUCGGUGUCCACUAACGGAGGGCAGUACUGUUCCGCUUGGCUGAAUGGAGGGAGAAAACAGGAAUAAUGUUAGUGAAGGAAAGUUUUGAUUUACUGCUUAGUGACUUCGCCACUUUUCCUUCAUACCCUGUUGGUCUGUGCAACGGUUCACAGUUG
Opisthorchis viverrini is the source of this 960-nucleotide messenger RNA. RefSeq lists its product as hypothetical. Bases 23 to 397 code for a protein of 124 amino acids. The transcript is spliced from 3 exons. Gene Ontology annotation, molecular function: RNA binding. Gene Ontology annotation, biological process: spliceosomal snRNP assembly; RNA processing. The record is from RefSeq and is a predicted model, not a curated record. Lineage: Eukaryota; Metazoa; Platyhelminthes; Trematoda; Opisthorchiida; Opisthorchiidae. Gene Ontology annotation, cellular component: commitment complex; U1 snRNP; U4 snRNP.